GACGGGCGCGAAGGAGAAGUCGCCGUGCAGUUGAGGGUGAGGAUUGUGGUAUAAGUAAGGCUGCGUCCUUGUUGAUGCUGAUAUCAUCCCAACUCACAUCUCCUCCACCUUCCCCUUCACACCCCAUCUUCCAUCCCCCAUACUUCCAUUACAAUGAAGACCAACUUCGCCAUUGCUGCCCUGGCCGCCGCCGCCUCUGCCGCGCCCACCAAGCGCGCCGACGGCCCCACCGACGAUGUCAUCCUCAACUACGCCCUCACCCUCGAGCACCUCGAGAACACCUUCUACCGCCAGGGCCUCGCCAACUUCACCGAGGCCGACUUCUCCGCCGCCGGCUUCGACGCUGAGGUGUAUGGCCGCAUCAAGACCAUCGCCUCGGACGAAGCAACCCACGUCUCUUUCCUGUCCGGCGCGCUGUCCGCCGCCGGCGCCGUCCCCGUCAAGGAGUGCACCUACGCCUUUGGGGUCACCUCCGUGCAGUCGUUCCUGGCGACCGCGUCGGUGCUCGAGGGCGUCGGCGUUAGCGCGUACCUCGGCGCCGCCGCAGACAUCAUGUCCAAGACGUACCUGACGGCCGCGGGCUCGAUCCUGACCGUCGAGGCGCGCCACAGCGCGUACAUCCGCAACACGAUCAAGCAGGCGCCGUUCGCGCAGCCGUUCGACGCCCCGCUGUCCUACAACGAGGUGUACACGCUCGCCGCGGGCUUCAUCACUGGCUGCCCCGCCGAGAACCCCGCGCUGCCCGUCAAGGCGUUCCCCAGCCUGUCGGCGUCCAGCAGCGACAUGAUGAUCAAGAGCGGAUCCACUGUGCUGCUCGGCACCACCGGGUACAAGGUCGAGGGCACCGUGUACGCGGCGUUCAUCGCUGUCACCGGGCCGACCUUCGUCGAGGCUAAGUCGGUCGACGGCGGGUAUGAGGUUGUUGUCCCCGAGGGCUUUGCCGGGCAGAGCUACGUUGUGCUGACGAGCUGCAACACUGCGGCGACUGACGACACGAUUCUUGCCGGACCCGCGAUUGUCGAGAUCUCCUCGUAGAGAGGGGUGGUUGAGCGGUGGGCGCGGUGUAUAUAUCUAGGCCGUCGUACUUACUUAAUGUUUGAUAUCUAAAUCGAUACGUUUUUUCCAACUGCGUUGUUGACUGCGUGCUCCGUGUGUUCGUGGGCCUCGUUUGACAAUCUCGCAGACAUGCUCGGGCUCCAUCGCCUUGUGCUUACGGAAUACGCUGACAUACUCAAAUACUCGCACGCACCUCUACUUGCUAGCUCUUUACAGCGACCGCACGCAACCAAAGCACCAGACUCUCCCACAGCAAGUAGCGCGGGGCGCUCGAGCGGGGUACAAAGGCCAGAGCCCUGCACCCGUGGUACGUCUCGACUACUACCUCGACUCUAGGACCCGCUGUCGCGGAGCAGUCACGGCGUCAUGGACCGCGUCAGUGG
Messenger RNA from Boeremia exigua, 1439 nucleotides. Its product is annotated as ferritin-like domain-containing protein. The record is from RefSeq and is a predicted model, not a curated record. Lineage: Eukaryota; Fungi; Ascomycota; Dothideomycetes; Pleosporales; Didymellaceae. The coding region runs from base 154 to 1035 and encodes 293 amino acids. The transcript is spliced from 2 exons.